Molecule: messenger RNA, 1561 nt
Organism: Tarenaya hassleriana
Lineage: Eukaryota; Viridiplantae; Streptophyta; Magnoliopsida; Brassicales; Cleomaceae
Product: pentatricopeptide repeat-containing protein At3g14580, mitochondrial
Exons: 1
Coding region: 106-1269 (387 amino acids)
Molecular function (GO): protein binding
Source: RefSeq, a predicted model, not a curated record
UUUGUCCAAGUUCAUGUCUUCAACUUUUGGAAAAAGUAACUUCACAUAUUACAUCCAUUUGAAUAAAUAUAUGUAAUAUUUUGGAAUUCUAGAGAGAGAGAGAGGAUGCUUCCUCGUAGGAUUGUUCUGUCUGCUUCUGCCGUUCGAUUUCUGUCAUCUUCCCAUCGGAUUCCAUCGUCUCAACGAUUUCCCGGCGACGACAAUCUCUCCAGGCUGAGUCACAAGGACUGGCUGGCGCCGAACGAGGUUUUGAAAAUCUUCGACAAUGUCAAAGAUCCGAGCUUUCUCAUGCCCGCGUACGAACAUUACUCGAGACGGAAAGAUUAUCAACCGACAGAAUCUCUCUAUACCCUUUUGAUAAACAAGCUGGGGCAAGCUAGGAUGUUCGACGAAAUCGAAGAGAUCAUGAAAAGUUUGAAGCUUGAGAAGCGAUGCCGUUUGUCUGAGGAGUUCUUCUACAAUGUAAUGAGGGUUUAUGGGAAUUUAGCCGGUCGAAUCAAACGAGCAAUCGAGAUUUUGUUUGAUAUGCCGGAAUUUGGGUGUUGGCCAAGUGCCAAAAGUUUCAACUUUGUUUUGAAUCUUCUUGUUUCAGCGAAGCUGUUCGAUGUUGUUCAUGAGAUCUUCAUGAGUGCUCCCAAGUUGGGUGUUGAGAUCGAUGCUUGUUGUUUGAAUAUACUCAUCAAAGGGUUGUGUGAGAGUGGGGAUAUGGAUGCUGCACUCCAACUGCUCGACGAAUUUCCUAAGCAGAACUCACGGCCUAAUGUGAUGACGUUUUCGCCAUUGAUCCGAGCUUUCUGCCUUCGGGGGAAGUUCGAGGAAGCUUUCAAGUUGAUGGAGAGAAUGGAGAAGGAAGGAAUCGAACCUGACGCAAUCACGUUCAACAUUUUGAUAUCGGGUCUGAGGAAGAAAGGUAGGGUUGAAGAAGGGAUUGAACUCUUGGAGAAGAUGAAGUUGAAGGGAUGUGAACCUAAUCCCGGGUCGUAUCAGGAGGUUCUAUAUGGUCUUUUGGACAAAAACAGGAUCUUGGAAGCCAACAAGAUGAUGGGUCAGAUGAUUUCAUGGGGCAUGAGACCGAGUUUCGCAUCUUACAAGAAGAUGAUUCAGGGGCUAUGCCAAGAGGAGGCGAUCUCAGAAAUGGAGUGGGUUUUGAGGCAAAUGGUGAAGCAAGGCUUUGUCCCGAAAACAGGGAUGUGGUGGAAGAUUCUUCAGUCUGUAGUUUCUGAGAAGAAUCAUCCUCAUGUGAAUUUGGAUCACAUAAUUGAUAGCUAAAGAAACCUCUGUUUAGCAAUGAGCACGAGUUCUUGAGUGUAAUGAUGUAUUCUUUGAUCAGAGAGACAUAAACAAGCUUUUGUCCACAGACUCCACACGAGCUUUUCUUCCGGAAUUCUACGUGAGCUCUAACGAAGGAACCAGAAAAUGAAGCAGGAACAACGAGAAGGACCAAGCCUUUGUCCUAAGAUCUGUACAAGGAUUCCAAAAAUCUUGUAACAAACAUAAAGCUAUAUUAGCUUACAUCCCAACCUAUGCUUGAUUAUCUAUACAUGGUCACUUUUCACUUUGA